GCGGAUUAGGAUUGUUUAUGCAGAUUAGUUUAUAACCCAGAUUGAGGGACAGGAGAGGGAUUCUUCAGCAGGACUUUGGGGGAGAAGGACUGCUCCCUGUAAGCAAUCAGGAUGCCGGUCAUAAACGUAGAGGACCUGACCGACAAGGACAAGGCUGUGAUGGAAGUAAACCAACUUAAAAUUGAAGUGAAACUUGAGAGGUGGUUGACAUCUAAAUGCUGCGAGGAAAUCAAGGAAUACAUUCAGGCUGGAGUGGAGGAAGACAUCCUUGUCAAAGGAAUCGCAGAGGACAAGAACCCCUUCAAGGAGAAAGGUGGCUGUGUAAUCUGCUAGACUGUACCUGAGGAGCUUUUCAUAUCUCAGAUUAGCACCCAAGGACAUUCUCCCUCCCCUCAUGAAAAACGGAUUUGCAUACUGUGAAGAUUAGAAUGACGUAAUAAAGAAAGAAUUUCUAAAACUUGA
Messenger RNA from Larimichthys crocea (large yellow croaker), 462 nucleotides. It is a transcript of the gene gngt1, whose product is annotated as guanine nucleotide binding protein (G protein), gamma transducing activity polypeptide 1. NCBI's taxonomy places the organism in Eukaryota, Metazoa, Chordata, Actinopteri, Sciaenidae. Gene Ontology annotation, molecular function: G-protein beta-subunit binding. The coding region runs from base 112 to 333 and encodes 73 amino acids. The transcript is spliced from 3 exons. The record is from RefSeq and is a predicted model, not a curated record. Gene Ontology annotation, biological process: G protein-coupled receptor signaling pathway. Gene Ontology annotation, cellular component: heterotrimeric G-protein complex.